Messenger RNA from Archocentrus centrarchus (flier cichlid), 576 nucleotides. RefSeq names its product Fc receptor-like protein 5. The transcript is spliced from 4 exons. Lineage: Eukaryota; Metazoa; Chordata; Actinopteri; Cichliformes; Cichlidae. Gene Ontology annotation, biological process: immune response; cell surface receptor signaling pathway. The record is from RefSeq and is a predicted model, not a curated record. The annotation marks the transcript as partial. Gene Ontology annotation, cellular component: external side of plasma membrane. Gene Ontology annotation, molecular function: transmembrane signaling receptor activity.
AUGAAGGAAACAUCUGUGCUGUGUCUGCUCUUUCUGAUCUCACUGCUGAGCUGCACAACAAACCAAGCUCGUCUGACUGUGAGUCCCAGCAGCUCUCAGUUCUUUAACGGAGACUUUGUGUCUCUGAGCUGUGAGGAGGACGACAGCUCUGCUGGAUGGACUCUGAGGAGGAACACAAGCAAACAACAGAGGACUCAGUGUGGAGAUGGGUGGGGCGGAUUGUCUGGUUUAGCUAAUUCUUCCUGUGACAUCAGCUACAUCGUCAAAGGGGACAGUGGAGUUUACUGGUGUGAGUCCAGAGAGGGUGCCAUCAGUAACAUGGUUAAGCUCACAGUCUCUGGUGGAUCAGUGAUCCUGCAGAGUCCUGUCCUCCCUGUGAUGGAGGGAGAUGACGUCACUCUGCUCUGUCAAACAAAGACCACUCCCUCCAACCUCCCAGCUGCUUUCUAUAAAGAUGGCUCCCUCAUCAGGAAGCAGCCUACAGGUCACAUGACCAUCCAGCAUGUUUCCAGGUCUGAUGAAGGCCUCUACAAGUGUGACAUCAGCGGUCAUGGAGAGUCUCCAUCCAGCUGGAUC